AUGGAGGGGCAUGCUGAAAUGGAGAUGCUGAGGACACUGAAGGGGCCGUCCACAGGGGAGGUCAGCGUGCACCUGGUGGCCAGAGACAGCCCAGGUUCCGGCCCUCACCUGCCCUCCACUGCCUUCAUCAUUCCAGCCAGCUCUGCCACCCUUGGCCUGCCCAGCAGUUCUCUGGAUGUGUCCUGCUUUCCGCGGGAGCCGAUCCAUGUGAGCGCCCCGCAACGAGUGUCAGGCAGCGUACCUGUCACUGCCACCGUUCUGCCGCAGUUAAGCGCGGGGCCGGGAGCCAGCUCCAGCGCCAGCACUGUGCGGCUUCUGGAGUGGACCGAGGCCGAGGCCCCACCUCCUGGGAGCGGCCUAAGGUUCCGGAUAAGCGAGUACCCUCCACUGAACAUGGUGGGAGCCGAGCAGCCCCCAAGCCCGGAACUGCGGCGGGAAGAUGUGGCCGAGUACGAAGCUGGCGAGGCCCCGGCGGGAGGUGGCGAUGCGGGCACUCUACAGCCGGCGGACCUCCCCCAGGACCCUCCAGGAGAUCCCUCUCAGGAUCCCCCAAAGGAUGAUGGCCCCUGUCAGUGCCAGGUGUGUGAGCCUCAGCUAGGCUCCUGUCCAGAUUCUGGUUCCUCCAGUGGUGGCUGUCCCCAGCUCUUCCAGGAGCGCUGCCGCUCCCUCAGGUCAGUCAUAGUGGAGAACUCCUCAGGCCAGAAGUCCUCCUGCACCAGCACCUCUGAGCUCCACAAACCCAUGAAGAAGAGGAAGCACAGGGAAUACCAGAGCCCAUCAGAGGAGGAGUCGGAGGCAGACGCCAUGGAGAAGCGAGAAGGAAAGGCUCCAGAGGGACAGCCCCCUGCUGGCACCCCAGAGAGUGAGGAGUGGAGCGGCAGCCAGCCUGCGCCAGGGGAGAAGAAGGAAGGCUGGUCGUGGGAGUCCUACCUCGAGGAGCAGAAGGCCAUCACCGCCCCCGUCAGCCUCUUCCAGGACUACCAGGCGGUCCCUCAUAACAAGAAUGGCUUCAGACUGGGCAUGAAGCUGGAAGGCAUCGACCCUCAGCACCCAUCCAUGUACUUCAUCCUCACCGUGGCCGAGGUCUGUGGCUACCGUCUCCGUCUGCACUUUGAUGGGUACGCCGAGUGCCAUGACUUCUGGGUCAAUGCCAACUCCCCUGACAUCCACCCUGCUGGCUGGUUCGAGAAGACUGGGCACAAGCUGCAGCCCCCCAAAGGUUACAAGGAGGAGGAGUUCAGCUGGAGUCAGUACCUGCGCGGCACAAGAGCUCAGGCUGCCCCCAAGCACCUGUUUGUGAGCCAGAGCCACACUCCCCCACCCCUGGGCUUCCAGGUGGGCAUGAAGCUGGAGGCUGUGGACCGCAUGAACCCGUCCCUCGUCUGUGUGGCCAGUGUGACCGACGUGGUGGACGGCCGCUUCUUGGUGCACUUCGACAACUGGGACGACACUUACGAUUACUGGUGUGACCCCAGCAGCCCCUACAUCCACCCCGUGGGCUGGUGCCAGAAGCAAGGAAAGCCCCUCACUCCUCCACAAGACUACCCUGACCCUGACAGUUUCUGCUGGGAGAAAUACCUGGAAGAAACUGGGGCCUCUGCUGUGCCCACCUGGGCCUUCAAGGUGCGACCCCCACACAGCUUUCUGGUCAACAUGAAGCUGGAGGCCGUGGACCGCAGGAACCCAGCCCUGAUCCGUGUGGCCAGUGUGGAGGAUGUGGAGGACCAUCGAGUAAAGCUCCACUUCGACGGCUGGAGUCACGCCUAUGACUUCUGGAUCGAUGCCGACCACCCGGACAUCCACCCCGCUGGCUGGUGCUCCAAGACAGGGCAUCCCCUGCAGCCUCCUCUCCGACCCAGAGAGCCCAGCGCUGCCUCCCCUGGGGGGUGUCCCCCGCUCAGCUAUCGGAGCCUGCCGCCCACGAGGACCUCCAAGUACAGCUUCCACCACCGCAAGUGCCCCACUCCGGGCUGUGAUGGGUCUGGCCACGUGACAGGCAAGUUCACGGCUCACCAUUGCCUCUCGGGCUGCCCGCUGGCUGAGAGGAACCAGAGCCGGCUGAAGGCGGAGCUGUCGGACUCGGAGGCCUCGGCCCGUAAGAGGAACCUCUCGGGCUUCUCCCUAAGGAAGAAGCCCCGCCACCACGGCCGGAUUGGGCGCCCCCCAAAGUUUCGGAAGAUUCCACAAGAAGAUUUCCCGACACUAACGACCGAUGUCAUCCACCAGUCCCUCUUCAUGUCAGCCCUGUCGGCCCACCCUGACCGGUCACUCUCAGUGUGCUGGGAGCAGCAUUGCAAGCUCCUGCCGGGGGUGGCGGGCAUCUCAGCCUCGACAGUUGCCAAGUGGACCAUCGACGAGGUCUCCGGCUUCGUUCAGACCCUGACAGGUUGUGAGGACCAAGCACGUCUCUUCAGAGAUGAGAUGAUUGACGGCGAGGCCUUCCUUUUGCUGACACAGGCGGACAUUGUGAAGAUCAUGAGCGUCAAGCUGGGCCCAGCCUUGAAGAUCUAUAACGCCAUUCUCAUGUUCAAAAACGCCGAUGACACCUUAAAGUGACUGGCGCGGGGCUGGGCCCUCCUCCAGCCCCAGCCGGGCCUCCCUCUACACCUGAUGCUUCUUUCCUUCGUGACUCAAGUUCCUCAUAUCCCACCUGUGCCCCCACCGCUCGCCCUCUGUGUCUGACCAGGGGCGGUCCCUCUUCUCUCCGGGGCUUCUUCCGACAAGAUACAUGGAAGCAGAGGAGCCCUGGGGCAGAUGGAGUCCCAGCCCCCAAGUCCUGGCACUCGUCAGCGUGCCCGUGAGGGUGCGACUGCGCUGAGGGAGCAUUGGUGGUGGAGUGGGAUGGGGUGCCCUGCCUGCGGCAGCCCACAGUGUCUCUAGUCACCUUGUGUUAAUCACCAAAGGGUCUUUUUUGUUAGCAGUUAAGGAUAGUCUGGUAGACCAGGAGACCCUAUUUGGCAUCUCUGUGCUUUUCUUUCCUUGUCUCCUUCCCUCCUACCAAGAGGUGACCCUGCCACAAAUGUAUCAACUCAGAAAGACUCCUCCCCGCCUCCCGCCCCCUGUGCUGCUCUCAUCCUGCCUGGUUUGCUGGGCAGGACCACCCACCAAUGCCCCCAGACCCUGCUGGCUCUUCCCCUGGGUGGGUGAACCGCAAAAACGUGUUUUUCUAGGAUCCAAUGGGAGUCUCAGCUGCCUUUCUCCCUUUUACCCAGACGUGAGGGAUUCCGAGCCACAACACCUUUUAAACAGGCCCCGUUCUGGACUGCUUGGCAUUGGUAGUGUCCCAUGCCACGUCCUGUUUCCAGCAGAGUGGGCGGGCAGAGCGCUUUCCCUCUGCAGCAGAGGGUGAGGUUCCAUGGACGUUCCCUGUACACUCGCUGCUGAGGGCGUGGGGACGAGGCAGCUUAGCUGGCCGGGUAGCCAGGGCCCGGGUGUGAGACAAUCUCAGAUCUCUGGUCAGAGGGGCAGCUGCAGCAGGCAUGGUUGCUCCGAGAGCUGGGCAUAGCACCCUUCUCUGCAGCCGUGGGUCUCAGCCAAGGUGUUGCCCACAGUGGGGGUGGGGGGGGCAUGCCUGCCAGGCCUCCUGUCGAGGGAAUGUAACACUCUGUCAGGCACACACACACACACACACACACACACACACCCUAUAACAUCACAUCGACCUAGCCCUUAAAUGGCCUGCUCUUGAGGAGUUAUACAAAGAUGACUUGAAGUUGGGGGGUUGGGGAGGUGAAUUCUGUCUUUGAAUUCUCUGUGUCCUUUAAGCCUUUCUUACCACUCUCCAUCAGUGUUACACUGCCAGCCAGGUGCCUGCUGGGACUGUGGGACUUUGACCUUCCUGUCCCAGCGGGGGCCCAGCACCCAAUGAGCCACUGCCAACCCUGCCUGCAGCCUGGGAGUGGGCCCCACAUGGAGGUGAGGAGCAGCUGCCAAGCUCCCACGGCCUGCGAGGUGUGCAGCGGGGGCGGGGUGGGGGACUUCCCCAGACCCCCUCUGUCUUGAUGUGUGAGUGUGUAUGUGUGCGUGUGCAUGUGCAGGGCACUCUCAGAAGUGUUUGGCAGGGUGUUGACGUGAGGCUCAGCGUUAGGAAAAUGUCAAGGGCUAUUACUAUUAAAAUAUGAAGCUUUAUCUUUCCAAUAGAGGAGGGAAACCCAAGGUUCAGUUGAUUUCCUGCCCCAGCCCAGGAAGGGGUCCUCUCUCGCAAGGGACCAGACAGCUUUGCUGGCAGCCAUUCAGGCCUCCCCAGUUGCACCCAGCGUGCCCCACCGCCGCCCCCAGAGCUUUAGAUGUUCUGUCCCUUUCAGCUCUUAGAGUCUGCUGUGCGCACAGCCUUCUAGGGAGGGCGUGGGCAGGCCCUGCCUCCGCUGAGGCUCGGGUUUACUGAAGUUGCCUGGGCGUCACCAUUGGCUAGAGGGUAAGGCAGAGCCAGUCUGAGCCUCUCUGUCUUGGCUGCUGGGGUGGUAGCAAACUCACCAGUCCUCUGGCUUCGGCUCCGGCUGAGAUGGGGGAGAGAUGCUCGGUGGCUUUGUGGUGGGAGGAGAAGGCAGCAAGUCCACACAGCUGAGUGGGGCUGGGAUGCCUUCACCAGUGGGUUUACCAACCGUGCGCUUGCCUACUGGAAAGGCAGGAUGGACCAUGGGCCGUAGAGAAAAGGGCUCCCAGGCCCCCAAACUCUGGGGCUUCACCACUUGUUGUGCCAAUGUCCAACUCUUUGGGAGGAAACCAAGUCAUUAAAAAGGAGAAAGAAAUCUGCCUCCUGUCCACCCCACUGCCCCUUCAUUCACCUGUCCCAAGAUGAGAUCAUCGCACCUUGACCUGGGAGCUCAGUGAGGGGAGGGCAUGGGCGCUGGCGCCUGGUGCCAUGUGACCUCUGCCCAGGCUCCGCAGCAGCGGCCACCACUUACACUUUGGCCCGGCAGCCUCACCCAGCUCUGGUCCAGGCCAGUGAGGACCUUUCUGUUUGAUUUCUAAAGCAGAGAGAAUGAUCCCAGAGUUUGAAAACGAAGCCUGUUUGCACUUUCAUUCACACGCACUUUGGUGGAGUUAGGGUUUUGUACUUGCUGUGUGUGUGUGCGCACAUACGUGUGUGUUCUUGAAGAGAAUCUUCUGGUUUAAGAUAAAGUGACUCUUGACUCAUGAGGGGGAAGGAGUUCCAAACAAAUGUGGUGUGCUCUGUCAUUGU
Molecule: messenger RNA, 5182 nt
Organism: Phyllostomus hastatus (greater spear-nosed bat)
Lineage: Eukaryota; Metazoa; Chordata; Mammalia; Chiroptera; Phyllostomidae
Gene: L3MBTL1
Product: L3MBTL histone methyl-lysine binding protein 1
Exons: 21
Coding region: 1-2556 (851 amino acids)
Biological process (GO): regulation of DNA-templated transcription
Cellular component (GO): nucleus
Molecular function (GO): protein binding; zinc ion binding
Source: RefSeq, a predicted model, not a curated record